UUUACUCACGGAUCCGCGUCGUUUCACGUCGCGAGGUAUUUUCCACUUAUUCAUAACUGCAUGACGUCAUGUGCACGUGCGGUACUGUAGGGAUGGGUUGAUGGUGACAGGAGGCUGUUUUUUAAUUGCAUCCAAAACAAGCAUACGUGGCAUGUGCAGCGUGGGCGUCGCUCUCAACAGGAUACCCGGCUCCGCGGCGGUGCGCAGAUGUCCUGCGGCCCCUGAAAGCAGCACCACUACGUAGUAGGGGAGCGGUUGACUGUAAAACCCCAAACAGGAAGAAACAAACGCACGAUUACGCCAAAAAAAAAAACGCGGGGACGUGUGAGAUGGAGAAGCAGCCGCUGCCGACGGAUGACCACCAGCCCGAGGCCACGGAGGCCGAGGUGGAGGCCGGCCAGCCGGCCUCGUCCGAGCCGGCGGCCCGAGCGGGGUGGGACAGUAAAAUAGAGUAUUUUUUGGCUCAGGUGGGAUUCAGCGUUGGGCUCGGCAACGUCUGGAGGUUUCCAUACUUGUGCCAUCAAAACGGAGGGGGGGCCUUCCUCCUGCUGUAUGUGCUGCUGAUGCUGGUGGUGGGAAUCCCCCUGUUCUUCCUGGAGCUGGCGGCCGGUCAGGCCAUCCGACAGGGCAGCAUCGGGGUGUGGAAGUUCAUCUCCCCCCGGCUCGCCGGCAUCGGCUACUCCAGCUGCGUGGUGUGUUUCUUCGUGGCUCUGUACUACAACGUGAUCCUCGCGUGGAGCCUUUUCUAUCUUGGGAACUCGUUCCAGUCCCCGUUGCCUUGGGAACAGUGUCCACAACAGGGGAAUGGAACCGUAAAGGAAUGUGAAAAGAGCUCGCCGACGUCGUUUUUCUGGUACCGCAAAGCUUUGGAUAUCACCGACUCCAUCGACGAGACGGGCUCCUUCAACCCGUACAUCGUGGGCUGUCUGCUGGCCGCCUGGACCCUCGUGUGCCUGGGAAUGUUCAAGGGCAUCAAGAGCUCCGUCAAGGUGAUGUAUUUCUCCUCCAUCUUCCCCUACGUGGUGCUGAUCUGCUUCCUGGUCCGGGGGCUCAUGUUGGACGGGGCCUUGGAUGGAAUCGCCUACAUGUUCUACCCCAAGCUGAAGAUCUGGGCGGACAUUCAGGUGUGGCGGCAGGCAGCCACGCAGGUCUUCUUCGCGUUGGGCCUCGGCUUCGGCUCCAUCAUCGCCUACUCCUCCUACAACCCUAAGAACAACAACUGCCACCGCGACGCCUUCACCGUCUCCGGCAUCAACUUCCUCACGUCCGUGCUCGCCUCGCUGGUGGUGUUUGCUGUGCUCGGCUUCCGGGCCAAGAACAAGACGCUGGAGUGCGUCGCCAGUAAUUUAAAGAAGUUAUCCGAGCGCAGCGACGUGGACGUGCACCUGAUGCCCAGCUUCAACUAUUCCGAUCCCAGUUCCGUGACUCCAGAGCUCUACAGGACCUGGUUCGGUCUCAUCGGCAAAAAUAUCUCGGGCAAUUUCACAGACUGUGACCUGGAGAAAGAGAUGCAGCAGGGCGCGGAGGGAACCGGCCUGGCGUUCAUUGCCUUCACGGAGGCCAUGUCCCUGCUGCCCGGCAGCCCCUUCUGGUCGGCGCUCUUCUUCCUCAUGCUGCUCAACCUGGGACUCAGCACCAUGUUCGGCACCAUGGAGGGGAUCCUCGCCCCGCUCACCGACCGCUUCAAGACUCUGGCCAACAACAAGACCAAGUUCACAAUCUUCAGCUGCGUCCUGGGCUUCCUCAUCGGCCUGCUCUUCACGCAGCGCUGCGGGAACUACUUUGUGGCGAUGUUCGACGACUACUCCGCCACCCUGCCGCUCAUCAUCGUGGUGGUGUUCGAGACCUUCAGCGUGUCCUGGCUGUACGGGGCUGACAGGUUCCUUGAUGACAUCGAGGAAAUGCUGGGCUGGCGUCCUCCCGCGAUUUACAAGUACAUGUGGAAGUACGUCUGCCUGCUCGCCAUGCUGGGGCUGCUGGGAGCCACCGCCGUCCGCAUGUUCAUCGAGCGCCCAACUUAUUUGGCGUGGAACCAGGAGACGGCGUCUGAGAACCGCCUGGUCUACCCCGACUGGGCUCUGGCGGUUUUAGCGUUGCUGAUCGUAUUUGCCAUGAUGCCCGUCCCGGUGGCGUUGAUCCACGCCGUCCUGCAGGACAGGACGAGGCGAGCGGCGAGAGGCGCGGUGACCGGUCAGUACCGCAUCGUGAGCACCGACGACAACUGUGAGACUCCGAUGACCGACAUGUCCGAACUGAGUCACAGAAACGGUACCGACGCCUCCUCUCCCUAAACCCUGGACGCUACGUGACGCUACGUGAUGCCACGCGGGGGGGAACGCCAUCGUCAUCAUUGCAGUUCGCAAUUUUAAAGGACAAUUGAAUCUCACAGCAUUUGGUGGGAAAGUGAGAAAAAUGCUUUUUUAAUAUUUAAAAGCUUUUACACUUUAAAAUUAUUUUUUUAUUUUUAACUUGGAAAAAUGUGCAAGGUAUCCAAAGCAGUAUACUUAAAAAAAAAGAAACUUUUAAAAGAAGUGUGUUAUUCGGACAAAAUGGAAUAAACAAUUUGUUGCUUCUUGGUUACACAAGGUAGAAUUUAAAUUUAAAUAUAACUUUAAAUUGUUUGAAUUUUUGUCCAAAUGAGCAAAAAAAACACUGCUUCUUAUUUUGCCACAGACGUCACGUCUCAAGAGGUCAUUCGUCCUUGAAUACAACUUUUUAUCUUCUACUUUACAGUGAACGUUACUGUUAUUGAACCGUAAUGAGAAUUGUUUUUAGGCUGUGCUUAAGAUUGGUACUUAUGAAAAUCAGCUCUGACUGAAUUUAAAAGAACAAAAAGUGGCGGAAUGUCUGACGCCCGUCUCCUGGUCACAUGGGGUCUCGUUGCUGGAGGCUACUUCUCACAGAACAACCAGCCACAGGCUGAAGGCUCCACCUGGUGAAGGUCUGUGGCUGUCUGUUUACCCCAAUGUUGUGUAUGUAUAUAUUCAAUAUUACAAAAAAAUACUCAUGUCUGCAGGAGCAUAAUGAAUCUCGUUUUUUUUUUAAGCUUUUCUGUCCAUUGGUCAAAAUAUUGAGCCAGACUCUGGACAUGAAACGUUUGGCAGCCUUCUGGUGCCGUGGUACAAAUAUAAGGGUCGACUCCUUGUAGUGUAAAUAUUAUUAUUUGUAAAAUGAAAAUAUGCGUCAUUUAUUUUUUUCUCUUCUGAAGCUGAGGUUUUAGGAGGAAAAUAGUUGCAUGUGUGAGUUUGAGUUGGACCAGAUAAAAUACUUUCUUACAUCUAAGUGAUUGUUUUGUAAAAGUAAAUGUUAUUUGAGAAGAAAGGUGUAGUUUACUUAAUAUGUUUGGUUUGUUUGCUUUCAGAAUGAAUCCACAUGUUGUGUAUUUAUGUACUAAAAUAGUAGUACUAAAGUCUCUAAAUGUAAUAUUUGUUGACAUUUUAAUAAAAUUAUUUCAGCAUGA
This is a messenger RNA of Gasterosteus aculeatus aculeatus (three-spined stickleback), 3460 nucleotides long. RefSeq names its product sodium-dependent neutral amino acid transporter B(0)AT2. Gene Ontology annotation, cellular component: plasma membrane. The record is from RefSeq and is a predicted model, not a curated record. Gene Ontology annotation, biological process: amino acid transport; sodium ion transmembrane transport; nitrogen compound transport. NCBI's taxonomy places the organism in Eukaryota, Metazoa, Chordata, Actinopteri, Perciformes, Gasterosteidae.